Messenger RNA from Oppia nitens, 2115 nucleotides. It is a transcript of the gene MYPT-75D, whose product is annotated as protein phosphatase 1 regulatory subunit 16A-like. Gene Ontology annotation, molecular function: enzyme inhibitor activity; phosphatase regulator activity; protein binding. The record is from RefSeq and is a predicted model, not a curated record. NCBI's taxonomy places the organism in Eukaryota, Metazoa, Arthropoda, Arachnida, Sarcoptiformes, Oppiidae. The transcript is spliced from 6 exons. Bases 76 to 1941 code for a protein of 621 amino acids. Gene Ontology annotation, cellular component: cytoplasm.
UUGCUACAUUUUAGUGAAACUAAUAUUAUUAAUAAGUGAUAAAAGACAAUAAUAAUUGAAAAAAAGACACAAACAAUGGCCGAACACUCGGAACUGGUAUCCGAGAUGCCGGUCCUUGAAAAGCUAAGUACUCAGGAGAGGCUUAAGUUGGCCCGAAAGAGACGGACACAACAAUUGAAGAAAUGGUCACAAAGAGAGAAGGAGUUGAACAGCAAAAGACGCAAAUCUGAUGCCAAACCCGGGAAUAACAAGAAAACCGAAUACAAAGUCCAUUUUGUGUCAUCUGUUAUGCUCUUAGAGGCCGCGGCUCGUAAUGAUGUCGAUGAAGUGAGACGGUUAUUGAUGUUAGGUGUGAGCUCUGAUUCUACCAAUGAGGACGGAUUAACUGCUUUACAUCAGUGCUGUAUUGAUGAUAGCGAGGAUAUGAUGAAACUAUUACUAGAUUUUGGCGCAAAUGUCAACGCAAAAGAUAGUGAACAGUGGACACCAUUGCACGCGGCGGCCACUUGUGGUCACUUACAUCUCGUUAGAUACCUGAUCAGCAAGGGUGCCGAUCUCCUAGCAGUUAAUGCCGACGGAAAUAUGCCUUACGAUAUCUGUGAGGAUGAGCUGACACUUGACUUUAUUGAGUCAGAAAUGGCUAAAAGAGGUAUCACUCAAGAUAUGAUAGACCAAACACGUGCUACCAAUGAACGAAAAAUGUUAGAAGAUCUCAGAAAGUUGGCCGCUUCAGGUCAUGACCUCGAAUAUAGGGAUAGUCAGGGCGCCACUCCGUUGCACAUCGCCGCUGCCAAUGGAUAUAUAACUGUUGUUGAGUUUUUAUUAGACAAUCACGUGUCAACUGAUGAAUGUGAUAACGAUCAGUGGCAGGCCAUACAUGCGGCAGCCUGUUGGGGACACCUCGACGUCUUAGAGCUUUUAGUACAAAAUGGCUCCGAUGUCAACGCCAAGACUAAAAAUGGAGAGACACCUUAUGAUAUCUGUGAAGAUCCCGAACUUAAAGAACGCAUAAUACAAUUGAAGAAUGAAUUGGAGACUAAAAAGGCUACGCAUCCAAAUCGACUGAAGAGGUCGCUCAGUCAGAACACUAGAAGUCAUUCAGUCCGCAGGACUAGUAUUAGAGAAAAGUCGCAAAUUGCCAAAAGAGAGGCUCGAGAAGAGGCUCGUAUUCGUCACCAAAAAGAGAGUGAAGUCGACGACGACGACACGCAACAGACAUCCGAUGCCAAAGAUGGUGACACCAGUGACUCAUCACCGGCGCCGUCAAUUGAACACACUUUGCCAAUACAUACCAAUGGAUACGAUCCGAACAAUGUUAUCGAUUUGAAUAACAUUGAGCUUAGAAUCGAUUCUCACAAGAAGUCUAUUGAUUCCGAUUCAGACGCUUCUUCACAAAACAACAUACAGUCGACUCAGUUUGUAAAUAAUGUCAACAAUAAGGAGGCGAUUGUUAUUAAGAAUACGGGUUAUACGGAUCAGGACAACAAAACAGAGUUAAACAUUUUGACCAACUCUACAGAAAGCCAGUCAUCACAGUUGGAAUCGACCCGAGGGUCUCUAUCUGGAGAGUCACUUAAAGUUGAGAUUCACGUAACAGUCAACACGUCCAACAACAGCAACAACAACAACAUAACGUCAUACAAUUCGGGCACUUUAGCCGAUCUUAAAGAGAAGCGCCGGGAAAAACACCGCAACAGUCUAUCUCAGUCUUCAUCGUCUGAUUCGACGGUCAACCGCAUGAUUGAACCAAAUCGUAGUAAUUCAGUGACAACUGUUCCACAAAUUAAUAAUUCAUUCAACAAUGGCUCGCAAUUGAAUCAUAAAUUUGGUUACGAGAGCCCACCAUCACCAACGACUAACAUAAGGAAAUUUAAGGGAAAUGCCAGCGAUAUUGUCGGCGAAACACAAAAGAAAGGAUGUUUCGGAUGUACUAUCGUUUGAUGUCAUUUUGAAGACACCUUUCACUUCCAACACUACUAAGCAUUACAUUAUAUUUCCUCAUUUUGUUGGAUCACUUCAUGUUUAUAAAAUUUACUAACAUUCCUAAUGGACUAUUACUAAAGAUAUUUUUUAUUCAGUAUACCACUUGUGAUAGUUAUUAUUAUUAUACAGUAA